Messenger RNA from Protopterus annectens (West African lungfish), 1928 nucleotides. RefSeq names its product chromosome chr13.part0 C19orf71 homolog (gene TEKTIP1). NCBI's taxonomy places the organism in Eukaryota, Metazoa, Chordata, Ceratodontiformes, Protopteridae. The transcript has 4 exons. The record is from RefSeq and is a predicted model, not a curated record. The coding region runs from base 74 to 502 and encodes 142 amino acids.
UCAUAAAAUAGCAUUCACAUUGUGAACCGAGACCACAAGUUAUAUCUGGUGUUUAAAACGAUUUUCAGGGAAAAUGGCUUCAGAAACAGAACAAGCCUGUGUUUCUUGCAGAAGCUUGGAUGUGAGUUUUCCACGCCCUAUUAAUCAAGGCCAUCCCCCAUCGUUGCUGACUUCUGGUGAAGCCCCUGUUAUUACACAUGCUGUUCAGUACAAAAGAGUCCCCACUGGAGCUGAUUGGGCCCGGCAGGUUUGGUAUACUGGGAUGACCAACAGCUGGCCUACAGAAGCAUAUAAGACAUGGCUGCAUUAUUACCAGCAAAGGGAAGAGGAGAAUUUGCCAAAAGCCUAUGCCCAACAUCUGAGGGAAGCUUACUGCCAAGAUCCCACAAUGCCAGCCCAGUACCUCCAUUCAGACACCAGGUGGGGAGCAUUUCAGUGGAGAGACAAGCUGGUACCUGGGAAGGAAUUUGUGGUUGACCGCCACAAGACCAGUAAUCACUGACCACAGUGCCCUACAUUAAUGCAAGAAGUACACUUUGCGGUGAGAGACAUACAUCCAGCGACACCUUGUCCUGUGUCAGUCAAUCCAUAUUACCUAUUAUUUUACAGAUGAGAGGCAGCAUUGUUUACUUAAUUCUGUAGCGUUUGUGUUUGUUACUAGAACCCUGGACUAAAGUAUAGUAAAGUGAGCCUUUCUUUUAUCUUUAGGAAAACUGUUUGACCCUUAAUUGUAAUUUGCAGCCCCAUAAGAUAGUGCUGGUCAUCUUAUCUGAAAAAACACCUAAGGUGAUGGCAUUUUACCGGGCAUCUUUUGAAUUUAGUAAAGAUUUACUACAAUAACUGGAUUUUUUAAUUACAGUAAGUAUCAGUGUGAACAGCCCAUGUGAUAUCAGUUAUAUGGCAUAAAGUAUGGUACAAGUCUGUAUCCCACACAUAGAGUAUUAGGAUUACUUAUGCAUAACUUUUUCAGUUGUCCAGGUGUUCUGCUUGUUUGACUGCUCAUAAGUAUUUAUAAGAAAUAAAUACAAACACAUAAAGUUGUGUCACUUUCAUUUUGAUAUCACAGGUAUGUUAAUCAUGUCAGCAGGUAUGUUAAUCUUGUCAGCCUCUCAAGCUUUUCGUUUGAGAUUUAUGGAUCAUACAGCUAUGUAUACCCUGAACACUUAAAAAAGAUAGCUCCACAUAUCUCUUUAUAAACUAUUCCUAUGAUUGUAUAUUUAUCUACUUACACAGCCUAAAAUUUCUGUUGCUAUUUCAUUUACAAAAUGUAUUUCACUCACAAACAUCUUCAGGUAUGCAGAUUUUGUAACAAGAUAUGUUUAAAUAGUAAGAUGUUAAGUUGUCAAUCUCGCCUUCAUUCUUGCUGGAUGGGUUUGGAGCCGACCCUCGGCUCCGACUCGGCCUAUACUAAAGCUCGAGAGCUAUUUAUACCAGCUUGAGGCUACCCUAUGUCCCACAAUGCUAGGCGCUAACUACCCAGAUCUCGUUUGCCACUUACAGCUGCGAGGUGCGUUUAUUACCGGCUUUUCAGGUUAGAAGUUAUAAUUCUAAAAUUUUUAUCUUUUAGUCAGAUUUUUAGUUAGUUUUUCGUUAACGACCAUCUCAUUAGCUUCCCUUCAUAGCUAAUCCCCCUUCCGGUUCCUUUUAAUCUUUUUCCUAACCCCCUUUAGUUAUAAGGUUAGGCCUUUGGGCCUAUUCUGCUCUUAACUUGUCAGUUUAAUUUUUGUGUGACUGACUUUGCUGUUUUAAAGGGUGUCUGUGUGUGUGUGUGUGUGUGUGUGUGUGUGUGUGUGUGUGUGUGUGUGUAUUUUUUGUACUUUAGGAUGUCAAAGGACACCAGGGUCUUAGGCUUCAAGACGUGUGACUCGUGCUGUCAGAAAAUGUCGCUGACAGACGGUCACACUUCUUGUGUUUAUUGCCUGGGCCCU